Messenger RNA from Austrofundulus limnaeus, 3373 nucleotides. It is a transcript of the gene sdha, whose product is annotated as succinate dehydrogenase complex, subunit A, flavoprotein (Fp). Gene Ontology annotation, cellular component: respiratory chain complex II (succinate dehydrogenase). Bases 25 to 2016 code for a protein of 663 amino acids. Gene Ontology annotation, molecular function: electron transfer activity; flavin adenine dinucleotide binding; succinate dehydrogenase (quinone) activity. The transcript is spliced from 15 exons. Gene Ontology annotation, biological process: mitochondrial electron transport, succinate to ubiquinone; tricarboxylic acid cycle. The record is from RefSeq and is a predicted model, not a curated record. NCBI's taxonomy places the organism in Eukaryota, Metazoa, Chordata, Actinopteri, Cyprinodontiformes, Rivulidae.
CACAGUUCCGCACACACAGACAACAUGGCGACUGUUCGUGUUGUGUCUCGUCUGCUCUCUAAGAGGGUGUUAUUCAGAACAAAAACAGUCCCUGCUGCUGCAGUUCAUGGUUCCAGAAACUUUCACUUCUCCAUUUAUGGCAAGAAGAAAAGCGCCAAAGUAUCAGAUGAUAUCUCCACUCAGUAUCCAGUAGUAGAUCAUGAGUUUGAUGCCGUGGUUGUUGGAGCUGGAGGAGCAGGACUUCGGGCUGCUUUCGGCCUGUCGGAGGCUGGUUUCAACACUGCAUGUGUCACCAAGCUCUUCCCCACCAGGUCACAUACUGUCGCUGCACAGGGCGGGAUCAAUGCAGCUCUGGGUAACAUGGAGGAAGAUGACUGGCGGUGGCAUUUCUAUGACACAGUGAAGGGUUCUGAUUGGCUCGGAGACCAAGAUGCUAUCCACUACAUGACAGAGCAGGCUCCUGCAGCCGUAGUGGAGCUGGAGAACUUUGGCAUGCCGUUCAGCCGUACUGAAGAUGGGAAGAUCUACCAAAGAGCAUUUGGAGGUCAGAGUCUUAAGUAUGGAAAGGGAGGCCAGGCUCAUCGCUGUUGCUGUGUGGCAGACAGGACAGGACACUCACUGCUGCAUACGCUCUACGGAAGGUCACUUCGUUACGACACCAGCUACUUUGUGGAGUACUUUGCUCUGGAUUUGUUGAUGGAAGAUGGAGUGUGUAAAGGAGUGAUUUGUCUCUGCAUGGAGGAUGGCUCUAUUCACCGCAUCAGAGCCCAGAACACUGUCAUUGCCACAGGAGGUUAUGGAAGAACCUAUUUCAGCUGCACAUCUGCCCACACAAGCACAGGAGACGGGACAGCCAUGGUGACCAGAGCUGGCCUGCCCUGCCAGGAUUUGGAGUUUGUCCAGUUUCACCCCACUGGGAUCUAUGGAGCUGGCUGCCUCAUCACAGAGGGCUGUCGUGGUGAGGGAGGAAUCCUGAUCAACAGUGAGGGGGAGCGCUUUAUGGAGCGUUACGCACCCAACGCCAAAGACCUGGCUUCUAGAGACGUGGUGUCCCGCUCCAUGACCAUAGAGAUCAGAGAGGGGAGGGGUGUCGGCCCAGAGAAGGACCACGUGUACCUGCAGCUCCACCAUCUGCCCCCCCAGCAGCUGGCCUCGAGGCUGCCUGGGAUCUCAGAGACCGCCAUGAUCUUUGCUGGAGUCGACGUCACCAAAGAGCCCAUCCCCGUCCUGCCAACAGUUCACUACAACAUGGGAGGAAUACCCACAAACUACAAGGGGCAGGUGAUUGAUUAUACCAAUGGCAAGGACAUGGUGGUACCCGGCCUGUACGCCUGCGGCGAGGCAGCUUCUGCCAGCGUUCAUGGUGCCAACAGGUUGGGUGCCAACUCCCUGCUGGACCUGGUGGUGUUCGGGAGAGCCUGCGCCCUCACCAUUACUGACCUGCACAAGCCUGGAGAGAAAAUGUCCCCUCUGAAGCACAGUGCUGGAGAGGAGUCUGUGGCCAACCUGGAUAAGCUGAGGUUUGCAAAUGGGAGUCUGAGAACCUCUGAGAUCAGACUCAACAUGCAGAAGACCAUGCAAAGCCAUGCUGCUGUGUUCCGUACUGGUUCUGUUCUCAAAGAGGGAUGUAAUAAGAUGGAUGACGUUUACCAGAGCAUGGAGAAUAUCAAGACCUUUGACAGAGGUAUUGUCUGGAACACAGACUUAGUGGAAUCAUUGGAGCUGCAGAACCUGAUGCUGAAUGCCGUCCAAACCAUCAACGCAGCCGAACAAAGAAAGGAGAGCCGGGGUGCCCACGCUAGAGAGGACUUCAAAGAUCGUGUGGACGAGUACGACUUCUCCAAGCCACUGGAGGGUCAGCAGAAGAAGCCCUUCGAUCAGCACUGGAGGAAACACACUCUGUCGUACGUCGACCCCAAAACUGGAAAGGUGACGCUGAAGUACCGUCCCGUUAUCGACAGCUCUCUGGAUGAGCAGGACUGCGCCCACGUUCCUCCAGCCAUUCGCUCCUACUAAAAUCAUCUCCACUUUACUCACAAAGAAAUCAAUCAUUUAACUGUUAUUUACGUAAACAAUAAUUACAGGUUUGAAACAAGGAACGGUUUAUGUUGCACAUUUUUACCCACUAAAGGAUGCUAAAUACAAUACAAUCCUGCGAUGUCCGCCUUUUGUUCCAGGUGUGUUUUACUUUAGCUGCCCACAAUAGUAGCUGUGGACUUGAACACUUCAGUAAACUGCUCAAGAUAAGACUUAAACAUAACGAAAAAAAAAAGGAACAAGGGUCUCGAUCAUGCUUGGCCUUUUGUGUUGGUGCUACACUCGCAUCUCUCAGACUCAUUGUACAAACUGCUGCAGCUUCUCCCUGCAGCUGAGUGAAGACUCCGAGUGUUUUUACUAAGCAUGUGUCGCAGACUGAAGGGAGGUUUAAGGUAUGUAAAUAUUUUAGACAUACAGUAAAUCUGAUAAGUUGUACUGUGUGUGGUUGUUUAAAGCACCUCCCACUCACUGCGGGCUCGAAUCGAUAGUAUUUUCUCGUCGCUUUACAUUCGUGUGGUCUUCAUGUGGAUUGUGUGCGGUAAUUAAUCAGUCUUAACUGAGUUUAUUUCGUCUGCUGGAUUUAAAUAUAAAUAUUAACCAAAUGAAGCAGCUUGGAUCAUUUAGUGUCUCCACUGAUGACUCUCUCGGAGCACGUCGGGCUCCGUGAAAAAGCUGUUAGAGUAGCUUGGCUUUUUAGGUUGCAAUAAAAUAAUCCUUCCGGAAAUUGUCUUCAUUUCGAAAAUAAACCGUGGCAUUGCAUCAAAUUCCAGCUAGGUUUCACAUUGAGAGUUUAACACUGAACUGACUCUCGCAUGUGAUUUAUUUCCCAUUUUGAAGUAAAGGUUUUUCUGGUUUUGCACCAUUUUUAUUAGUUUCCAUGUAAUUAAAGUUAAUGCGAUACAGAAAAGCAGAAACUUGUGGUUUGUCUGUGGUAAUGGGAACAGUAAAAAAAAAGGUAACCAUUAAAGGUAUUGUGUAGGAGCGGUUCUGUGGAAGUUAUGAACACUUAAUAUCUCACCUGUUGAACUAUUUGAAUAUCCUCAGUUUGUAGGAAUGGUUUAAUCCUGGCCUUGUUAAUGAGAUAACAGCUAGUUUGAGUACAGCUAGGCCUAAAAUGAAUUAUCGCCAUGAUUGUGAGCACUGGUUCCCUUUUAUAUAGUUGUACACAAGCAGAAAUACAAGUACUGUAUAUUCUUGGUGGAAAUGCUACAGCUAGCUAGCAGUUGGUGCUGUCCAUCUGUCCGCACUAAUAAAUAACCAUGUCAUGCAAGUUUGACUGAAAUGUAAAGGUGUAUGAAGUUAUGAUUGCAUGAAUAAAGACUAGGCUUAUCUAUGA